Pseudovirgaria hyperparasitica is the source of this 1507-nucleotide messenger RNA. RefSeq lists its product as uncharacterized. The transcript has a single exon. Bases 199 to 1272 code for a protein of 357 amino acids. Gene Ontology annotation, biological process: protein import into nucleus. The record is from RefSeq and is a predicted model, not a curated record. NCBI's taxonomy places the organism in Eukaryota, Fungi, Ascomycota, Dothideomycetes, Acrospermales, Acrospermaceae. Gene Ontology annotation, cellular component: cytoplasm.
CUACAUUAGCCCACAACACUAUCAAAUAAUCAAUGGACUGGCGCGGGAAUGACUAGCGCAAGUUUGAGCAUUGUUCGUCAACAAAACAACAUCGCCAGCACCUCAAACUUUGACUCUCGAACAUCUUUCCCACCACACCACACCACAAUAACACAUACACAUACAACACUAUAACCUCUAAUCUCCAAACACUCUACCAUGGACGCUGCGCCUCAAAAGAUCUAUAUCAAGCGCAAGCGCGACCAACUAGCUCCGGACGCACUGUACUACGACCCGGAAAGAGCUUUCAAGCGACCAAGAGCUGUUCCUUACGUCUUUAAGCGCCUGGCAGAUCCUCAAAACUCGCAAACGGAGAUCAAACCCGUUGUCCUGCCAGGACCACGUCAAUUCCACCUCACACGCCCUACCGUAGCCACCUCACGCAAAAGACGCCGUGCUGGAGAUGACCUGGCAACAUUCAUCGAAAUCCCCAACGAUGCCUCAAAUACAUCAGAGCAAAGCGGUAUUCCUACCAUCACUACGACACAGGACGGCGUUACCAUACCUGCAACCUCCACUCCACUCAAGCGCCCAAAUAUGCGCAUACAGAAGACCCCAUCAAUAGCAAGCCUCAGUUCCAGAUCCUCUACUACACCCUCAGAUGCUACCGUUGCCGCGCUACAAGCCAUGGCAGACCAAGUUAUAGCAACUGAAGCCUCUACGGCCGCGUCAAAGCUGACGACACCCACGCCUAGCCCACGACCUCUCAAAUACCAACCCAUAAUCCCAAAACACCGCACGCGCAAAGCACCAAGCAGCCCUCAACCCGUCCCUAUUCGAAUCCCUUCUCUAGCGGAUCCAGAGCCCCACAAGAACCCAACCACUUCAGAGGAUGCCAUGGACGUGGACGAUUCCUCCGAGUACGUCAUUGAGACGUACGUUCGACACGCUGCGCCAGCUGAUACUCCAAUUCCCUCAGAUGCUGGCUAUCUCAUAAUAUCGAAGAGCGAGGAGGAGCUGUGGGAGAGCUACCUGGAGGCGGACAUGCCAAGUAGCGACGAGGAAUUUGCCAGCGACGAAGAAGACGAGAAUGCAGAGGGCUGGCACGGAGCGGACUAUCCAGACGAUGAGCUCAGCGAGGACGACGAGAUGGGCGAGGGCGCAUACCAGUACUGGGCAAAGAAGAAGAAGGGGAGUGACGCCGGAAGCGAGGAUGACGAAAACGAAGAGGAGUGGGGCUACGGCAGCGAUUUUGAAGGCGAGGAAGAAAGUUGGAGGGAGAAGUGGAUCUAACGGCAUUGCAAAUCGGGCUUUUAUUUACCCUACUGUUUUGAUACUGCGUGGCUUUGGCUGUUUGUUGGGCGAUACGGCCAUUGCAUUUCUAGCGGCGGAGAGUAUCCCUGCGGGGGGUUUGCCUAGUGUCUGGAUUGCUUGCAUUGGGUUGUAUAGCAGGGAGUAUACCCUGCGUGGGUUUGGAACAGAUUAUUUGUGUGUACGUAUGUAGGGGACUGCAGAUCUGGCUGCAGGG